GGGUGGCUUCGUGGAAUACUUUUCUGACAGAAAUGCUUCAAAAUAAAGAAAAAAUAGCCCUGAAUAAAAAAUCUAUAAUGUAACAGGAGAUGAAAGGUAAAAUAAACCCUGUGAAGUGUGUGCUCGGUGCCGCCGCGUGAGGUGGUGUGGCGCCUGGGUUAGCAGCCAGAGCAGGUGACAUCAUGGCACUAGGCUCAGAAGCCCACGGGGUUUGUGAGGUUUGCCAAGGGUUUUGAAGCCCACAGGUGAGAAGUUCCGCGUCUGCAAAGCAGGAUCCUUAAACCCACUUCUGGGGUCCUUCCUUCCUCCCUUACGCUUUAAUAAAGUAGGAGGGAGAAGAAGACCCCUCAGGAGCUCAUAACAGUGCAAAGACUAAUAGUGCAAGGCAGUCAGUCCUCUUCCUGCACCUGCACGAAGAGACGCGGCUGUAUUUGACACCUAAUGCCCGUUCCUCUUUUUUUCAGAGCACAGCAGGUCACUGUGCUGAGCGCAGGAAAGAUGGAGGCUGAAUCAGAAAGUUUGCUCUGUGGAAAAUGAAAGCGCUUGCUACAAAACUGAAAAUUAAGCUAAUGCAGAUAAUAGCUGAAAUAUAGAGUCUCAUCAGUGAAGUGAGGUGAAAGCAAAUUGGUGGGUUACCAUUUCAUGGCAGGUUUAAAAAAUGGCUGAAGAUGGCAGCGAUGAGACUAUGUUUAUUUGGUGCGAGGACUGUGGGCAGUACCAUGAUUCAGAGUGUCCUGAGCUGGGCCCGGUGGUGACGGUCAAAGACUCCUUUGUGUUGAGCAGGGCCAGAUCAUCGCUGCCUUCUAAUUUGGAGAUAAGACAAUUGGAAGAUGGGACUGAAGGAGUAUUUGCUUUGACGCAGCUAGUGAAACGUACGCAGUUUGGCCCAUUUGAAUCCAAGAGAGUUGCCAAGCUUGAAAAAGAAUCAGUUUUUCCACUGAAGGUGUUCCAGAAGGAUGGGCCCCUGGUUUACUUUGACACCUCAAAUGAAGAUGAUUGCAACUGGAUGAUGAUGGUGCGGCCAGCCACUGAGCACGAACAUCAAAAUUUAACUGCCUUCCAGCAUGAUAAUGAUAUUUACUUCACCACCUCCCGGGACAUCCCACCAGGAACUGAGCUGCGAGUGUGGUAUGCAGCUUUUUACGCCAAAAAAAUGGAAAAGCCAGUGCUGAAGCAGGUCUCUAGUAUUGCCAAUGAUAUGUGCUUGGUAGUGAUGGAAUAUGAUAAAGAGGGGAACAAAGUCUCUUCAAAGCCUUCGACUGCUGUCUUCCCCCAUAAAAAAACGAAAAAAUCCAGCAUACCAGUAGCUGAUCCAGCAGUGAACGCUUCAGAAGGCAGCGGAGCUACAGAAGCAGAGUCUAGCCAGUGGACGUGUAAAGUCUGUUCUUCUGCUUUCCAAGAGCCUCAGCUGCUGACAGAGCACUUGCUGAGUCACCUGGAACAAGCUAAAGGUGCUCCCCAAGCCAGCCAAAAUGAGGCUGUUGCAGCGAAAGCAACAGAGACUCCCCCCGCGGAUCCGCCAGUGGUUUGUGAUGCAGCUAGUGCCAGUACAGACUCAAGGAGGAAGGCCAGACGGGGAAGAAAGCCCAAAACAGCAAAAGCAGAAACACCCCUUGUCGUUGUUGAAGAGAAGGGGCCUGCAGCGGAACGUGUAGCUGACACUGCGACUGAAGUCCCGCCGGAUGAGGUAGCCCUGCCUUCAGCUGCAGAAGAGAGGAUUAUGGAAUUGGUUUUAGGAAAGAUGCCUAGCACCACAAACAGCAUCAGUUCAGUCACAAAUAGGUUUGCUCAUCACCAAAACACCAUGUCCCUCAAAAGAAGUUUAAUUCUCUCCAGUAGACAUGGUAUACGGCGGAAGCUGAUAAAACAACUUGGGGAGCACAAACGAGUCUAUCAAUGCAGUAUCUGCAGUAAGAUCUUCCAGAACAGCAGCAACCUCAGCAGGCACAUCCGUUCUCAUGGUGACAAACUAUUUAAAUGUGAGGAAUGCACAAAGCUGUUCAGCCGUAAAGAGAGCUUGAAGCAGCAUGUUUCGUACAAGCACAGCAGGAACGAAGUUGACAACGAGUACAGAUACAAGUGCACAACAUGUGAAAAGGCCUUUCGGAUAGAGAGUGCGUUGGAAUUCCAUAACUGCAGGACAGAUGACAAGACAUUCCAGUGUGAGAUGUGUUUCAGAUUCUUUUCUACAAACAGUAAUCUUUCCAAACACAAGAAAAAGCAUGGGGAUAAGAAGUUUGCAUGUGAAAUCUGCAAUAAGAUGUUCUACAGGAAGGAUGUCAUGCUAGACCAUCAAAGACGACACCUGGAAGGGGUGAGGCGUGUGAAAAGAGAAGAAUUUGAACACAGCACGGAAAACAUGGUUCGCUACAAGAAGGAGCCUUCGGGAUGCCCCGUUUGUGGGAAGGUAUUUUCAUGCAGAAGCAAUAUGAACAAACACCUUUUAACACAUGGAGACAAGAAGUACACCUGUGAAAUCUGUGGGCGGAAAUUUUUCAGGGUGGAUGUGCUGAGAGAUCAUAUUCACGUCCAUUUUAAGGAUAUAGCACUAAUGGACGAUCACCAGAGAGAAGAAUUCAUUGGUAAAAUUGGAAUCUCAUCAGAGGAAAACGAUGACAACUCUGAUGAAAGUGCAGAUUCUGAGCCUCACAAGUAUAGCUGCAAAAGGUGCCAGUUAACUUUCGGCCGAGGGAAGGAGUACCUGAAGCAUAUAAUGGAUGUGCACAAGGAGAAAGGCUAUGGCUGUAGCAUUUGUAAUCGACGUUUUGCUUUGAAGGCAACUUACCAUGCACACAUGGUCAUUCAUCGGGAGAACCUGCCUGAUCCUAAUGUACAGAAAUAUAUCCAUCCAUGUGAAAUCUGUGGAAGGAUUUUUAACAGUAUAGGGAAUCUGGAAAGACAUAAGCUUAUACAUACAGGUGUAAAAAGUCAUGCUUGUGAGCAAUGUGGCAAAUCAUUUGCUAGGAAAGACAUGUUAAAAGAACACAUGCGGGUCCAUGAUAAUAUCCGAGAAUACUUGUGUGCAGAAUGUGGCAAAGGAAUGAAGACAAAACAUGCACUUCGUCACCACAUGAAGCUUCACAAAGGGAUUAAAGAAUACGAGUGCAAGGAAUGUCACCGAAAAUUUGCACAGAAAGUCAACAUGCUGAAGCAUUACAAAAGACACACAGGAAUCAAAGAUUUUAUGUGUGAGCUCUGUGGGAAGACUUUUAGUGAGAGAAAUACGAUGGAGACUCAUAAGCUAAUUCAUACAGUAGGAAAACAGUGGACAUGUUCAGUCUGCGAUAAGAAGUAUGUCACUGAUUACAUGCUCCAGAAGCACAUACAGCUCACGCAUGAUAAGGUAGAAGCCCAGAGCUGUCAGCUGUGUGGGACAAAGGUUUCUACCAGAGCAUCCAUGAGUCGACAUAUGAGGCGUAAACAUCCAGAGAUUCUUUCAGUGAGGAUUGAUGAUUUAGAGCAGCUGCCAGAGACUACUACCAUUGAUGCCUCCUCAAUUGGGAUUGUUCAGCCAGAAUUAGCCUUGGAACAGAGCGAAUUACCAGAAGGGAAACAGCACAUGAAAGCUCCUAAACGUGGCCAGAAACGGAAGCAAAAGUCAGGUGAGGAGGAGGAAGCUCAAGUGCCUGAGGACCCUGCCUUCAGCGAAUACACAGAAAAGGAAGCUGAGUUUACAGGAAAUGUUGGAGAUGAAACUAACUCAGCUGUACAGAGCAUUCAGCAGGUGGUGGUGACCCUUGGCGACCCCAAUGUCACAGCCCCGUCCAGUUCCGUCGGGCUGACAAACAUCACCGUUACCCCCAUUACAACGGCGGCUGGCACCCAAUUCACAAACCUCCAGCCGGUGGCAGUGGGCCACCUGGCUGCGCCCGAGCGCCAGCUGCAGCUGGACAACUCCAUUCUCACCGUGACGUUUGACACCGUCAGUGGUUCCGCCAUGCUGCACAACCGCCAGAAUGACAUUCAGAUCCAGCCGCAGCCGGAGGCCGCCAACCCUCAGUCUGUGGCCCAUUUUAUAAACCUGACCACCUUGGUGAACUCCAUUGCUCCUCUGGGGAACCAGAUAACAGAACAGCAUCCUCUGACGUGGAGGUCAGUGCCUCAAACUGAUGUCUUGCAGCCCCAGGCACAGCCAACGCAACAGCAGUCAGGACAGCAACAGGUUCAAACAGAGCAACAACAACAGAUGUAUAGCUACUAAUUUAUACUUUGAAAAGUUGAAAUGGACAGUACUUAGAGACAAAAAGACGCAGACACUUGGAAAAUUUCUAAUAGGAUUGUUUGCUGGAUACCAAACAGAUGGGAAAAUGUUUAUACAAUGAAAUGUAAGCUGAAAUUGGCAUAGCACCCUGCAACACCCUAAUUUUGAGAUUCUCAUAUCGUCUCUAGACCUUGCACUGUCUUUCAAAAA
Messenger RNA from Cygnus olor (mute swan), 4411 nucleotides. It is a transcript of the gene PRDM15, whose product is annotated as PR/SET domain 15. The record is from RefSeq and is a predicted model, not a curated record. Bases 659 to 4201 code for a protein of 1180 amino acids. Gene Ontology annotation, cellular component: nucleus; cytoplasm. Gene Ontology annotation, molecular function: DNA-binding transcription factor activity; histone deacetylase binding; RNA polymerase II cis-regulatory region sequence-specific DNA binding. Lineage: Eukaryota; Metazoa; Chordata; Aves; Anseriformes; Anatidae. The transcript has 26 exons. Gene Ontology annotation, biological process: regulation of transcription by RNA polymerase II; cell fate commitment.